UCUGCUUUGUCUUUUCCUAAAACCCUCGCUGGUCUUUGUCACCACCGUUGUUGAAAAUUUUCCAUGAACAGUAUCUUUGCAAUGACAAAAACCCCAUUUUUUCAUUAACAAUGAACCUUAAAUGCUUCCCUCUUAGAACCCUUCUUUCCUUUUCCUCUUCUCCAUCCUUAUAUUCACUUUCAAUCUUCAUUUCCCAUUUCUCCACUUCCCAAACCCAGCCUUUCCAUUCCAAUUCUUUGUCGCACAGCCACGAUGAGGAGUCAAGGCACGUUAAGGUUUCGGUUUGGUGGGAUUUUGAGAACUGCCAUUUGCCUGCAGGUGUCAAUGUGUUUAAGAUUGCUUAUAUGAUCACUGCCGCUGUCAGGGCCAAUGGAAUUAAAGGUCCUGUUCAGAUUACGGCUUUCGGAGACAUUUUGCAACUUUCUAGAGCUAACCAGGAGGCGCUUUCUUCCACUGGAAUUAACCUUGCUCAUGUCCCCAGUGGUGGAAAGAAUAGUGCUGAUAGAUCACUUCUGGUUGAUCUUAUGUAUUGGAUUACCCAAAAUCCUCCUCCAGCACAUCUCCUUUUAAUCUCUGGUGACCGCAACUUUGCCAGCAUAUUGCAUAGAUUACGGAUGAACAACUACAACAUACUGCUUGCUAGUCCAGAAUCUGCUCCUAGCGUUCUUUGCAGUGCUGCCAGUAUUAUUUGGAAUUGGAAUUCACUGCUCAAAGGAGAGAACCUGACUGGAAAUCACUAUAAUCAACCUCCUGAUGGCCCUCAUGGUUCUUGGUAUGGCCAUUACAAGGUGCCUCUGGAAGACCCAUUUUUAGUUGAACAACCAGCCUUUCCAUGGACUGAAGAAUUAUUGGAGGGUUGUUCAGAUUCUAAGCCUCGGCCAGUUCCAAAGGCAGUUACAAAGCAGAUUUGUCAGAUUUUGGACUCUUACCCAAAGGGAAUUUCCAUUUCAGACCUUCGUUCUGAGUUGAUCAGAAGUAAGGUUGGCCUUGAUAGAGACUUAUAUGGUUAUAAAAAGUUCUUCCGCUUUCUUUUAUCCAUGCCACACAUUUUGAGGCUCCAGUCUGAACGUGAUGGUCAGUUUUUUAUACGUGGAAUUACCCCAAAAGCUAGCGAACUAUCUGAGACUAGUCCAUGUUUAUCAGCAGGACUUGUCUUUAGAAAUGGAGAAGGGCUCACAUUUUCAUCUAGAUCGAGUGGUGAUGACAGGUCAGUUGGUGCUGCUCUAAAUGGUAAGUCUAAAUUGCAUCAUUCCCCUGAAGUUAAUGCUGGAGAUACUCCAAGAAAGGUACAGCAAACUCGUCCAGAAAAUAAUAAUCUUGUUAAAGUAAAUGCAGAAAAGCCUCCAGAGGAAGUCCAACAGCCCCUUACAGUUUGUCAGAAGAUUGCUGAAGCUUCUAAUGAUCAGGUUACUGAGAGUCAUCAGGUUCCUAUGCUGGAACAAGAUUCUGCAUCUGAAGUAAGUUUCAUUAGAAAAGUCUGGCAAAGAUGGCUUGGUGGUAGCAAUGGCAAUUCCGAGGUAAAAAGUCAUCACCUUCCAGAAAAACAUGGUGAUUCUGAAGGUAGCUCUCAAAAACGAAAUGACAAUACUCUGAAAAAAGGCGCUGGGGUUAGCUCUGAAAGGGAAGGAAUGAAGGAAGAGUGUGAGGAAAAGUCAUGUGAGGUUGCUUAUACAGUGACCGUUUCUUCAUCAAGUAAUGACUCAACUGUGGACAAUAAAGCAAGUGUUGAAGCAGGUGCAAACCCCUCUGGAAAGAGGUCAGGUUUGUUUAAUCGGAUUGCCAACUGGUGUAAAUUUUGGAGAAGUAGCCAAGACUCUGAGGCAUCAAGUGAUCAAUCCUUUGAAAAGCACAACCAAACAAACACUAAUUCUUUAAAGCUUGAGGUUUUUACUCAGGGUUCCUUCUGGAAGGACAUGGAAAUCUUACUGGACUCACCUAGGGGAUCAUUUCUUGUCAUACAGUCUAGGACAAGGGAAGAGAUGGCAGAAAAUCUACUGAAGGAAGGACCGUUGGCUCUUAGAUCUCUGAGUAAUGCUGAUUUACUUGAAUUGGUGGAUUUGUUAAUAUCAAAUAAGAAAUGGAUCGAAGAAUGCCCCUCCCAAACUUCUCCUUUCAGGAUCACUAGGGCUGUUGAGAAAAGUCCUGGUUUGGAUCAUUCACAUGCAGUGAAUGGGUUGAGAUCAAUCUUUAUGCGAACUCCAUCACAAGCAAACCUGCAGCCAAAGCACGAAGGAGAGAAAAAGUUGCAGAAUAUUCCUCAUUCUAGAAUUUCAUCUACCAUCAUCAAUAAGAAAUCUUCUGAUCGUUCUAGAUGUGAGAUAUUGGCUGACUGUCAAAAACUUGUGAAAGAGAUACUAAAGGAACACCCUGAAGGAUAUAAUAUGUGCACCUUCAGGCAACUGUUCCUUGAGAGGUAUGGUUAUCCUCUUGAUACACAAAAGCUUGGUUACAAAAAGUUAGCAUCCCUGCUAAAGAUAAUACCUGGGAUUAAAAUAGAGUCCUCCUACUUAUUUCCUGCAAGUAUGGUUCCUGACAAUUCUGGCCUGGAAACUGCUGUUUCUAACAUUCGAGAAAAUACAAGUCAUGAAUUAGGGAAUGCAGCUUGUAAAUUGCCUGAUUCAUCAACAAAGGGUGAUGAUUUUGACUCUGCAUGGGAUGAAUUAGGACCUUUUCCAACACAAGGUUAAACAGAAAGGAACU
Molecule: messenger RNA, 2700 nt
Organism: Durio zibethinus
Lineage: Eukaryota; Viridiplantae; Streptophyta; Magnoliopsida; Malvales; Malvaceae
Biological process (GO): regulation of gene expression
Cellular component (GO): peroxisome
Molecular function (GO): RNA nuclease activity
Source: RefSeq, a predicted model, not a curated record